CAACCGAGUAGAAAGCAAUCCAACACAAAACAUCAUUUGAUACCUCGCGGCUCCAUAGUUUCACGCGCAGUUAAUGUGGUUAAGUGGUCAGCUAUGCCGGGUGUCUCUAUUGUUUCGAUGUGCGUUCACAUUGUGUCACAAUCAUCGGCCCGUGACCAGAGUGCAAACUGCGAAAAACAACAAGUGAGAAAUUGUAUCUAGUUGUCGGCAGCGGAGGCGAAAAACUGAUGGAAAAAUGUAAACCACCGCAAGAAAAGAAAGUGUGUGUGCGUGUGCACCAUUUCGCGCGGCCCAAGUAGACCGUGUGGUUCUCAAUGCCGUCCGGCGGCCGGGCGCGCGCCGCACGCGAAAUCAAUUUGGGCACAUUCCGGUGGUCGCAAAAGUUUUACGCCGGGCGCAUCCGGCGCGCUACGGCCCGAACGGUACUUACCGCGCGGGGAGAGCGUGUGUGUGUGCAGUAGGGGGACCCGAAAGCGGCGGACACAGGUGGAAGAAGCGCUUCAAGGUUGGGAAGGUUCAAUCCGGCCGACGAUGGGACAUGCUCGCCGUUUCUGUUCGCAUUUUGAUUCAGGUGUGAUGUUGGCUUAGUCGGUGUCGGUGGUACGACGACGGACGCGUGAUUUCCCGCUCACUCCGCUCGCGCGAUUUGUUUGUCACUCAUUCAAAACUCACGAGCUAAUGCAUGCGCAUCAUCAAAGAGCAAAGAGAGUCAAUCAAGUUUUGCAAAGCCAGUGUGGAAAUCGAGUCAGAUUCGAGUCACAAAUGCGAGCGGCCAGCGACGAGCACAACGGUAAAUUAAAUUAUUAACGCAGGCACCGUUAGUAUUUAAGUUGGCGUUUUGGAAUAUUUUCAUUCACGAAUGCUAGAAGAGAAAUUGCAUCGUCGCAUCUAAUCCAGCGCAACAACCCGACAAGUUAUACUUCAAUCAGAUUCGUGAUUCAAAAUGAAGCGAUUGCGACUGAUAUGCCUGCUGGCGAUCAUUCAGCUCGCGCUGGGUCAAGAGCAAGACGAUGCGUUGACCGAUCCGACUGUCGCCACGGACGACAGCAGCAAGAUCAGCUUCCAAGAUACGUCCAUUGCCGAGCAGAGGCACUACCAGCCGUCGAUUCACAACUACAACACCGAGCAGCAAUUGACUCCCUCCACUGAGAACCUCCAGCUGAACUUCAAGUACCACAACUAUGAGCAAAUGACGAAGUACUUGCGGGCGAUGAGCUCCCGCUUUCCAUCGUUGACCGCAUUGUACUCCAUUGGAAAGUCCGUCCAAGGAAGGGAUUUAUGGGUGAUGGUCGUGUCUGCCUCUCCGUACGAGCAUAUGAUCGGUAAACCGGAUGUCAAAUAUGUCGGUAACAUCCAUGGUAACGAGGCGGUCAGUCGCGAAGUCCUUUUGCAGUUGAUUCAUUACCUUACCACGAAUUACAAUAGCGAUCCCUACAUAAGAUGGCUGCUGGAGAACACCCGUAUUCAUAUUAUGCCUUCCAUGAACCCCGAUGGUUUCGAGGUGAGCAAGGAGGGUACCUGCGAGGGUGGCCAAGGACGAUACAACGCACGCGGGUUUGACCUCAACAGGAACUUCCCGGAUUACUUCAAGCAGAAUAAUAAGCGUACCCAACCGGAAACCGAUGCCGUCAAGGAGUGGGUCUCGAAAAUACAAUUCGUGCUUUCGGGAAGUCUUCAUGGCGGGGCACUGGUUGCCAGUUAUCCGUUUGACAACACUCCCAAUUCUCGAAUGUGUCGGUCAUCCGCCUUGUGUUCCUUGUUCCAGGCGUAUUCGUCGGCACCUUCUCUAACACCUGAUGAUGAUGUCUUCAAGCAUCUUUCCAUGACGUAUUCCACCAAUCACGCAAAAAUGAGUCGCAAUGUUGCGUGCAAGUCAAAUGCUCCAUCAUUCAAUAAGGGUAUUACCAAUGGUGCUGCAUGGUACCCACUCACUGGGGGUAUGCAGGACUACAACUACGUUUGGUUUGGUUGCAUGGAGAUCACAUUGGAGAUCUCCUGCUGCAAGUUCCCGCCAGCUAGCGAACUGCCCAGAUAUUGGGAGGACAAUAAAAUGGCUUUGAUUAAAUUCCUUGCUGAGGCACACCGCGGUGUUCAUGGUUUCGUAAUGGAUGAAAACGGCAACCCUGUUGAGAAGGCUUCCCUGAAGGUCAAGUCCCGUGAUGUUGGCUUCCAGACUACCAAGUACGGUGAAUUCUGGCGUAUUCUUCUUCCUGGAAUCUACAAAUUGGAGGUCUAUGCUGAUGGUUACGUACCAAAAGAAGUCGAAUUCAUGGUGGUUGACGAACACCCAACUCUUCUAAACGUCACUCUUCAUCCUGCCAAGGUAGGUUUGAGACGCGAUGGACCUUAUUAUAGGCCGGGUCCCAACCAGCCUAAUUACGUCCAGCAGUCGUCGGCCGUCUACCAUCGGGGCCCACCGCAGCACCUGCCGCAUGUGCAUCCCCCGCAGCAGGAUACCGCCGAGUCCGGCAUCUUCUCCACCAUUAGCAACGGUUUCAACAGUUUCGUCAGCAAUAUUUUUGGAUAGAUCUAUUUAACAUAUCCCAGUUUCCCAGUUGGGGAGAUACGUAGCGUAGGUAUUUAUUAUAUGUGUGAUUGCAUUGUGAUGCAUUGUGCUUAGUUAUUUAUGUAAUGGCGUUACGAUUUGUCGCGGAUAUUGAGAUAGGCGUAAGAAUCGUUGGGGUUUUAAGCCAGGGAUUAAGAUGGGCCUGUCUUAACGUUGAAGGCUAGAUGGUUUUAUAAAGUUAUGCUAAUAUAUGUUGAUGUUGAUAAAUAAAACAUAAAACAAUUUUAAAGUUCACAA
Dalotia coriaria is the source of this 2803-nucleotide messenger RNA. RefSeq names its product carboxypeptidase M. Bases 944 to 2527 code for a protein of 527 amino acids. Gene Ontology annotation, molecular function: zinc ion binding; metallocarboxypeptidase activity. Gene Ontology annotation, biological process: protein processing; peptide metabolic process. The record is from RefSeq and is a predicted model, not a curated record. NCBI's taxonomy places the organism in Eukaryota, Metazoa, Arthropoda, Insecta, Coleoptera, Staphylinidae. The transcript has 10 exons.